Messenger RNA from Linnemannia hyalina, 1800 nucleotides. The record is from the annotation of a GenBank genome assembly. Lineage: Eukaryota; Fungi; Mortierellomycota; Mortierellomycetes; Mortierellales; Mortierellaceae.
AUGGACAACAGUGACGACGUCGGCUACUCCUCAGUCGCAUGGGACACCUACUCCCCCGACGACGACUCACACCACAACCACCACUCUGGAAACAACACCACCAACAAGAGCAGACUCCAGAGCUCGAACACCCUCAACUCUUCCCUCUUCGCCUCCUCAGACGAAGAAGACAUCAACCACCACCACAACCAUAUCGAUAACGACGACGACGACCUGGCCGACAUCACCGCCGCCGCCUCAUCCACCAUCCUCCCCGCAGAGACCUCUGCCUGGGCUGACGAGUCACUGGACAAUGAAGUCAUCGACAUUCACUCUACCAACGGUCAUCAUAAUGGAGCCAGCAGUAAUCCUUACAGUACAACAAGGGCGAACAAUGGAAGCAUCAACAGCAAUAAUGGAGGACGUAGUAUCCAUAUCGACUCAGAUAUCAGACACAACCAUUCGUAUGAUGAUGUUGACGAGGAGGAUGGUCGUACCAGUCAGCAGGUCUAUAGGUCGCAUGCUCCAGGAAAGGCGGUGAAACGCGAUACAGGUCGCUCUCUGUCAGAGCUGUCAUUGUCAACAACCGCAGCUUCACAACUGGCCAACUUGGUGCCCAUGGCAAUCACCAUCAAGGAAACGCACAAGGAAAAAGAAGGCUCCACCGAUAGCUACGUUUCAUACCAGAUCAAUACCAAGACAUCCCUUCAAGAGUUUUCCAGUCCGAAUGUUACAGUGCGCCGUCGCUUCCAGGACUUUGUCUGGCUCCAUAACGUCCUCGGUCGCCUCUACCCUGCUGCCGUCCUCCCUCCCCUCCCCGACAAGCACCGCAUCCGAUAUGUGCGUGGAGAUAGAUUCAAUCCAGACUUUAUUGAAAAGAGAAGGGCGAGUCUGGAACGGUUUUUGAAAAAGCUGGCGGUGCACCCAGUGUUACAGCAAGCAGAGCCUCUCCGGAUCUUUUUGGAGUCGCGCGACUGGAACUCGGAUCUGGCAGAGCAGAACAAGAAGCGACAGGACGAGGGUCGUCUUGAUACCAUUGGUGAUGCGCUCUUGAAUGCUUUUGCCAAGAUCAAGAAGCCCGAGGAGAAGUUUGUGAUCAUGCGGGAUGAGGUCGACAAAUUGGAAGAAAACCUCCAAGGGUUGGAGAAACUGGAGCAGAGGAUCCUGAAGCGGCAGGAGGAACUUGAGGCCGAUUACCGUGAAUUCGGUGGAGCCGUUGCAGGACUCGGUAACCUUGAGACCGGAUUGACCGAGCCCCUUCACCGCUUUGCCCACACUGUCGCCAGCUACGCCAGCAUCAUGAACGAGCUCUCAACACAGGAGGAUGCCGAGUUUUUGUCGCAGCUUCAUGAAUGUUUGGCCUACUGCAACAGUGUCAAGAGUGUAUUGAAGCUGAGAGAUCAGAAGCAGCUGGAUUUCGAGGAAUUAUCCGACUUUUUGCAGCAACAGGUGGCAGAACGAGACCGCCUGAUGAGCAAUGGACGUUUGGGAGGAUCGGCAACAAUUGGAGGAUUCUUUCAACAAAAGAUGGACGAGAUCAAGGGUGUUGACCAGGAACGUGCCAAGCAGGACAAGCUCAAACGUGUUGCCGAGAAGAUUCACGAGCUCCAAGAAGCGGUGGAAAAGAGCAAUGAUAUUUCCGUCGCAGUGUCGAACGAGACUGUCAAGGAGUAUGAGAUCUUCCAGCUGCAAAAGACCAAGGACUUGCGCCAGUGUCUCUUGGACUAUUCGUCGGGCCGAGUCGAGUUCUUCGAGAAGGGCGCCGCACUCUGGGACCAGAUCAUUCCUAUUCUCGAAUCCAUUCAAGUCAACGACGAGUAG